AUGUUACUACGUAGUCAAUGUCUUGAUGUGUUUGUGGAUGUGAAUAACACUUUUUACUGUUGUUUGGAUGGUGAAAAUAAAGUUAUUAAAAUUUCACUUAAUAACAAGUCAAGUUCAGUAUCGUUAGUCGCAGGCAACGGAACCAGUGGAAAUUCAUCAUAUUUACUUAACAAUCCCAACGGUAUUUUUGUUGAUGUCAAUCGAGAUCUAUACGUUGCGGACAGAUCAAACAAUAGAAUUCAGUUGUACCGGCAAGGAAGUUUGAAUGGAACGACGAUAAAUGUUACUGGUGCAUUAACACCUGCUGGAUUGUUAAAUCCCAGCGGAGUUACACUUGACGGUGCCGGUUAUCUUUUUAUUGUUGAUCGCGGUUAUAACAGACUUCUGGCGUCAGGAUCGAAUGGCUUUCGAUGUGUAGCAGCGUGUUCUUCAACUGGUACCAGUGGUUCAGAAAGCAGUCAACUCAAAGACCCGCAAAAAAUUUUGAUUUUCUAUUUAAUAAAUAAUGCUAGUCAAACGACAACAACAACAUCCACAUCCACGACAUCCGUAACAUUCAUAUCGAUGACAUCAACAACAUUAACAAUAACACGAGUAACAGCAUUAUCAAUACAAACAGCACUAAUGUCAACAAGCUGCACACUUCAAUCUUCAACAGACGUUCAUUCAUCAGAUAUUGCAUCAAUAUAUAGUUUUUCGACAGAUAAUGCGAUUACAACGACCAAAUCUGGUAUUACGUCGAUAACGCAUUACAAUCGUCGGUUUUUUUUGUCAAUGUCAACAGCACCAUUUUUUAUUGCUCCUUCGUGCUCUAAUACAACAAACAUCGGUCUCUAUUGCAAUAUAUCCAGUUCUCACUGUUCCAUGCUGGAUCCGUGUAGAAACAACGCAACUUGCAAUAACCUAACGAACAGUGACCAAGGGUACGUUUGCUCGUGCCCAGCCGGUUUCAACAGUACACAAUGUCAACUCAAUUAUCAAUCUUGUAAACCAACAACUUGCUUAAACAAUGGUGCACAUUCUCUUCUCUCCUCAUCAAAGAAACGCACUUGA
Adineta ricciae is the source of this 1053-nucleotide messenger RNA. Lineage: Eukaryota; Metazoa; Rotifera; Eurotatoria; Adinetida; Adinetidae. The record is from the annotation of a GenBank genome assembly.